Messenger RNA from Aspergillus calidoustus, 1173 nucleotides. The record is from the annotation of a GenBank genome assembly. NCBI's taxonomy places the organism in Eukaryota, Fungi, Ascomycota, Eurotiomycetes, Eurotiales, Aspergillaceae.
AUGUACGCCAUUGCUUUAGCUUUCUCACUACUUGCCUCAACGGCCGUCGCAAGGGAAAUCGUCUUUCCCCCAAUCGCAGCAACCCAAUCCAACCAGAUCUUCCUGGAACAGGAUGAGAAGGUCGACAUUGUCAGCGGUAGCCAAUUCUCUGGCUUGACAACAUUUGCACAUCUGCCAUAUGUCAAUUGCUUCGUGGGCAGCGAGGCAGAGGCAAUGCCCUACGAUGUCGCCUUCCUCGGUGCCCCGUUUGAUACAGGAGUCACUGCUCGCCCUGGCGCAAGAUACGGACCCGGUGGCAUCCGACUGGGAUCGCGCCGGCUCACAGGGUGGAGUAUCUAUACAGGGGAGAACGUCUUUAAGAGCUGGGCGAAGCUCGUAGACUGCGGGGAUGCGCCACUGACCUGGUUGGAUAAUACUGUUGCGCUGAAGCAGCUUGAUCUUGCGCAUAAGGUUGCCUCUUCGAGGAAGACGAACAGCACGCAUCAAGGCCGCACGCCACGGAUUAUUACCCUAGGUGGAGAUCAUACAACCACUUUGUCAGCUUUAAGGUCAACUAAUACACACUGGGGUCCGGUGUCUGUGAUCCAUUUUGACAGUCAUAUUGACACCUGGGAUCCAAAGGUGCUAGGCGGCGGAAUCUCUCACUAUGCCGGCGUCAAUCAUGGGACAUUUCUUCAUUUAGCCCACGAAGAGGGCCUGAUCCGCAACACCUCCAUUCACGUCGGUAUACGUGCCCCGGUUAACCGCCCUAAAGGGGACCUACGCAACGAUCUCCGCUGCGGUUUCUCAAUCAUCAAAGCCCGCGAUCUUGAUUAUCUCGGGGUAAGUGGCAUCGUGAACGAGAUUAAAUCCCGAGUCGGGAAUAGCAAGGUCUACAUUUCCGUUGAUAUAGAUGUCCUGGACCCCGCGUUCGCGCCUGCAACGGGAACCGCGGAGCCAGGUGGUUUCUCCACGCGCGAGCUUCUCUCUAUCCUUGAUGCUCUGCGCGGGCUGCCGGUUGUGGGCGCGGAUGUUGUCGAAGUCGCCCCGGUCUACGAUUCGGUGGCGGAGACAACGACCCUUGCUGCGGCAGAGGUAGCGCGCUCGCUGCUUGAGUUAAUGGUUGCUACACCUAUAGUUGACGCAAUACCUGUUGUGGAAGACAAAAAGGAAGAUGGUCAUAUAUAUACGUAA